Lineus longissimus is the source of this 2259-nucleotide messenger RNA. RefSeq names its product RNA polymerase II-associated protein 3-like. The transcript is spliced from 10 exons. The record is from RefSeq and is a predicted model, not a curated record. Gene Ontology annotation, molecular function: protein binding. NCBI's taxonomy places the organism in Eukaryota, Metazoa, Nemertea, Pilidiophora, Heteronemertea, Lineidae. The coding region runs from base 120 to 1700 and encodes 526 amino acids. Gene Ontology annotation, cellular component: protein folding chaperone complex.
CGCCCAUGAAAUAAAAUUCCUAGAAUUUUCUGGCAAAAAUUGCUGAAAUAAAGCGCUUAAUGUUCUGUAUAUAUGGAAUGUUUCUGCGCUUGAUAUUGAAACUGAACUAAAAGAACAAAAUGGAACCAAAAGUUGAUAAAUUCAUUGAGUUACAACAUCAAAUUCGACACAGUCAGUCCGACUUGCAGGGCUUCUUGAAAGAUUUGGACAGCUGGGAAGACGACAUCAAGAAGAAGGAUGAAUCUCUGAAGACCACAAAGACAGUUGAAGCAUCGGAACUGCCACCGGUUAGGAAUGCCUUCGAAAAGAAGCGAAAGAAGAAAAAGGUUAAGGUCAAAGACGGAAAAGAGACGAGCACCCCUGAAGGGGCAGCAUCUUCUGCUGUUAGUGCUAAACCAAAGAGGAUAAGUGGCUAUGACUGGAAAUCAUGGGAAAAAUUUGAUGUGGAUGCUGCAUGUGCUGCAGUUGAUGGGAAAGAAGGCGUAAAGUCAUCGUCAGGGUCAGAUCUGGAGACCGAUGAGGAGUGGGAAAUUGAGCGCAUGAAGCAGCAGGCUCUUUUGGAGAAAGAUAGGGGAAAUCAGUGCUUCAAGGCUGGGAAGUACAAUGAAGCUGUUGAAUGCUACACCAAAGGAAUUCAAUGUGACUCAUACAAUGCAGUAUUACCAGCGAACAGGGCUAUGGCACUACUCAAGCAGGAAAAAUUCGGAGCUGCCGAGUUUGACUGCACGGAAUCGUUAUUAUUGGAUCCAACUUACGUCAAGGCCUAUUCGAGGAGAGGGGCAGCCAGGUUAGCCCUGGGGAAGCUGCACAAGGCAAAAGAGGACUUUGAACAAGUCUUGAAAUUGGAACCAAAGAAUAAACAGGCAGAGAAAGAGCUGGAGAAAAUAAACAAGGAGUUGAAUCCGAAGCCAGAGGCAUCCAGUCUAAGUCACAUGACCACAGGAAUCGUUAAGCCAAUCAGCAAACCUCCAGAUAAAAGGUCAAAGAAACCAUUAGUAAGAAUCAAGAUUGAAGAAAUUGGAAAUGAACCAGAAAAUAAAGCCAGGUUACCAGCAAAAAAUACAAAGCCUGCAAUCACACCAUCUGAACGAAAACUUCUCGAAGCAGACGACGCAAAAUUUCAAAGUUUCACGGAGGAAGUUUGCGCUUCAAAAAGUGAUAACAUUAAAAAGAAGGCACCUAUCAGUAUUGUGGAAUUAGAUGAUACUUCUAACGAUGUGAAAAAGUUAGAUUUAAAUGAGGUAGAAAAAACAGACACGACGAAAAGUUAUUGUACAAAAUCUGCUGAGUCAUUGUCUCCUCGGGAAUCGAGCGGGCCACCAUCGCUUCCCCCUGUGCCAGCAACGUCCUACCAGUUUCAGGCGGAUUGGAAAAUAAUAAAGAAUCACACGGAUUUGUUUGCUGAAUAUGUAAAGGCGAUCAAACCACAAAACUAUUCGAAGCUCUUUGGUCUCUCUCUCGAUGCUGAUGUACUCAUCAAAUUACUCCACGUUUACAGAGAUAGCUAUAUUCCAUCCAAUCGUGACGUUUAUGAUGAACUGAGAGCUUUAAAAGAUGUGAAGAGGUUUUCCAUGACAGUUAUGUUUUUCUCCAAGAAAGAUAAGAAAGUGAUAGAAGACCUGUUUGACUUCCUUAGAAACCAAGCGAAACAUUCAAGAGAGGAGAUCAACGAUUUGGCGGAAGACUACAUGUUAUCAUAAAAAUUGCAACUUUCUCAAAUCAUUGCACUUCCGACUCUGCAGGAACACACCCAGUAUACAAUCUAGACAUUUCAAUUGAUUGCUGUUUAUCUCUGAACAUUUUUUUCAUCGAGGAGGGUGAUCCCCAAAGUGAUAAAAAUAUCUGCAUGGCACUGGAAAUAAUCUCGGAAGAUGUGUGGUAUAAAAAAUAAAUGCAAAAUGACACUCAUGUCUGGUCCUAGUCAUCCAGAUUGCACGCGAUGAUUUUCUCCGGCCUGAAAGCAGUCGGUCUGCAGUCUCGAGCUUUCAGGCAGAGAAAAUCAUCUCAGGCGUUCUGGUGACUCUGAUCUGCCACUUAUGCCAUUUUCUUAUUCUAACACAAUGGCACUUAUGAUAUUAAAUAUCUGCACCAAGACCCUGGGAUAAGAAAACGUGCGGGUAUAUUUUUUAGGGAGGUAAGCAUGAACAAUGUUUUUUUCAGCCUGUAUGGUUUAGCUGCUUUGCAUAUGUUUCAAGUAUUGCAAGUAUCAUUUUGUCAAACAUGUUCUGCAGCUUAAUAAAGUCUUUGUAUUUUGAUAAA